GAGCCGCUGCAGCGUCGCUAAAGGAGAACAGUGUGGAGCUCAGUCAUCCAAAAACGGCCUUUCAAUGGGAGAAAAGCAGGGGAGCCCGAGAAAAUGUCGGUCCCACAGCAGUAAAUUACUCAACUAGUAGAGGGAAAAAAGGCGAAUUUCUCCUUUUUGUUUGUGUUAUUGUUGUUUUUCGCUGCUGAAAGUAGCUGGAAAUAGGUCCACUCCAGAAAAGCUAAACUAACGUUACCGAGUUCGUCUCCAGCUCGCUGCACGUUUUUUGGGAUUGUGUAUGGAAGAUGUCGGAGAUACCUUGGGAAAGAAAGCUUCAGGUGCUUUUUUCUUUGUGUUCAGCUCUGUUGUGCCUGCAGGGAGCUGCUGCUGCUCUUAGUGACGCUGAUGUCCCUGUGUUUACGGAGGAACCGCUGUCAGUGGUGCAGAAGCUGGGGGGCAGUGUGACUCUCCGCUGCAGUGCCCAUCCCGCAGAGGCCCGGAUCAGCUGGCGUUUGAACGGGCGUGAGCUGGGUGGCGGUGAUGAGGAGGCAGAGCUUGGUGUGCUGCUGCAGCCCGGAGCUCUGUUCAUCCCAUUCCUCACCAACUCCACUCUGGGCCGAUACCAGUGUGUAGCCAGCACCAGCGCUGGAGCCCGAGCUAGUGUACCUGCUAACAUCACUGCAGCCAAGCUCAGAGACUUUGAGCCCGAUGACCAGCAGGAGAUUGAGGUGGAUGAGGGAAAUACAGCAGUGAUUGAGUGCCAUCUACCAGAGAGCCAGCCUAAAGCCCAGGUCCGCUACAGCGUCAAACAGGAGUGGCUGGAGACGUCUAAAGGGAAUUACCUGAUCAUGCCAUCAGGGAACCUGCAGAUAGCCAACGCUACACAGGAGGACGAGGGGCCUUACAAAUGUGCUGCAUACAACCCGGUUACCCAGGAGGUCAAAACCUCCACCUCCACUGACCGCCUCCGCAUACGACGCUCCACGUCAGAAGCAGCACGAAUCAUCUACCCGCCCACGUCCCGCUCUAUGACGGUACGGAAAGGCCACCGUAUGGUGCUGGAGUGUGUGGCCAGUGGCACCCCCACCCCACAGGUCACCUGGGCAAAGGACGGCCGCGACCUGCGACCCCAAAACAAUACCCGCUUCCUCCUCAGCAACCUGUUGAUCGAUGCUGUGGGUGAGAGCGACUCGGGCACCUAUGCCUGCCACGCCCACAAUGGCAUGGGCUCUCCUGGCACAGCCACUGUACUCUAUGACGUGCAAGUGAUCGAGGCUCCUCAGGUGCGCAUGGAGCUGCAACAGCAGGAACCUGUGAGGGGGGACACAGUGAGGUUCAGCUGUCAGGUUCGGGGAAACCCAACCCCCAGCGUGUUGUGGCUACACAACACACGCCCCCUUAGCCCCUCCCCUCGUCACCGCAUAUCUGCCCAAACCCUGCGUGUGCUGAACGUGGGGCCGCAGGAUGAUGGAGUGUAUCAGUGCAUGGCUGAGAACUGGGUGGGCGGAGCUCAAGCUGCAGCAAGACUCCUCACUGUGCCUUCGUCACCCUCUCGUCCAGGCCGCCUGCCCCUCAUUCGCCCUCUGAGCCCCGAUAAGGUUUUGCGGGAGCAAGUUCCAGCCCGCCCUGUGGUCCCCAGUGCAGAUGUGCUAGUGGACUGCUCAGAAAUCCUGGGAAGCAUUUCUCCCGCCGAGGCUCCUGUCAUCUUGAGCCAGCCGCGGACAGGAACGGCUGACUACUACGAGCUCAUCUGGGAACCAAGGCAUGACGGGGGUGCUCCAGUACUGGAGUACAUUAUCAAAUACAGAAAGGCUGGUGACUCUUUAAGUGAGUGGACCAUCAAAAACAUCUCUGGUUUGGAGAACAAACUGACUCUUGCCAAACUGCAGCCAGCCAGCCUGUAUGAAGUGGAGAUGGCAGCCAAAAACUGUGCUGGUCUUGGUCAGCCUGCAAUGAUGACCUUCAGAACUGGCAAAGGCCGCAGAAACGCAGGUGGACCAAUAGAGCGUCCCAAACCAGUGCCACCAUCACGUCUGUCUCCCCCAGAAGCUCCAGACAGACCCACAGUCACCACAGCAUCAGAAACCUCGGCCUAUGUGACAUGGAUUCCCCGUGGAAACCGAGGCUUCCCCAUCCAGUGCUUCCGUGUGGAGUAUAAGAAGCUGCGGAAGGACGGAGGAGGUGGAGGCGGAGGCGGAAGCGAGUGGGAAGUAGCAGAGGAUAACAUCUCCCCAUCGCGCCUUUCAGUGCAAAUCAAAGGCCUGGAGAAAGGGACUUCAUACAAGUUUCGUGUUUUGGCGGUGAACGUUUUGGGGGCGAGUCCUCCAAGUGCCCCCUCUAAAGCUUACACAGUGAUGGGCAGCAGCCAGACCAACCCACGUCCUGUUGACGGCCCUUACAUCACCUAUGCUGAAGCCAUCAAUGAGACCACCAUCAUCCUUAAGUGGACCUACACACCAGUGAAUAACACCCCCAUCUACGGCUUCUACAUCUACUACCGACCCACUGACAGUGACAAUGACAGCGAUUAUAAGAGAGAUGUAGUGGAGGGUGACCGAUACUGGCACGCCAUCACUAGUCUGCAGUCUGAAACAGCUUAUGAUAUUAAGAUGCAGUGUUUCAAUGAGGGAGGUGUCAGCGAGUUCGGGAACGUCGUCAUCUUAGAAACCAAAGCUCGACCCAACCAGAAACACACCACCCCAGAGACGUCCUCUCAUCGGCCGGACACCAGAGAUCCUGUGCCACGCCCGAGCGACCUGCCCUACCUGAUCGUGGGAGUGGUAGUGCUGGGAGGGCUCGUCUUCAUCAUUGUCGCUUUCAUUCCAUUCUGUCUUUGGAGAGCCUGGGCCAAGCAGAAACAAACGUCAGAUAUGUGCUUUCCUGGGGUGACGGCACCCCUGCCCUCCUGCCAGUACACUAUGGUGCCAUUGCAGGGAAUGGCGCUGGUAGGCCACUGUCCUCUGGACUCCCGCCUGAACCCCGGCCAUACCGCCUAUUCACCCAAAGGAGAGUACACCGCCAACGGGAAACAUCACACACACUGCCUUCCUGAACUGCAGCAAGAAGAUGGUGAUUGUGAAAUAGAAUGUGGGACGUUAUUGCCACACAGACUUUCCAAUGGACAUUCGCAUGCCUAUCACUACUCUAAUGGCGUUCCUGCCCAUGUGGAUGAGGAGAGCAGCUGUGAGCCUGGAGACUCUACUGUAGAGCUCCUCUGCCCACAACCUGAACAUCCGGAACACAUGCUGGAGAACCACACUCUCUCUGAGACGCUGCACUUAGAGGACGAGAUAAGUGCAGACCUGCCACUGUUAGCAGUCUCAGACAACACUGUCACCACAGCGGCACUGCAAGACGCAACACAACAGGAAGUCAGCCAGAUCCGGUGUGAAAGUCAUCCAGAAGAGCGAGGACCAUGGGAUGGGUGAACAAAGAACAGAAAAGAAAAAAAGGACAAAAAAAAAAAAAAAAGAACAGAGAGUAUUUAUUUUUGUAUAACAGAUACUAUAUUUAUAUAUUUAUGCUUGUGUAAAUAGUACAGUUUUGUUAUCCUGUAUAUAUGGAUUGUUUAUAUCAGAUAAACAUGUAUUACUAUGUUUUGCUUGUCACCACCAGGACAAAGGGAGAUCCCAACAGAAGACAUUAGUAAAUCAUCUUUCUUGGGCAUAAAUAAGCUUCACAUUGUUCUUUAUCUUGCUUCUGUGGAUGUAACGGCUGGAAACCUUACCAGUGUUGCUCAUGCUUUACAGAUAAAAAGAUUAUCUUUAACCAACUCUUAAGACUGCUAGAAUGUGGAGAGCAUGAACAAAACAGGCAGCAGAAUGCCAUAUUUAGCAGCAGACCUUCUCCUCAAACACCUUACGUUGAGUAGCACUGUUGCUGCCUACAUAACUCUGGUUUGAUUGUAUGAUUGUAACUUUAAUAAUGUUUUCACUGAAUGAUUGUAACGUUCAUAACAUUUUCACUGAAUGAAAGUGGCAUUAUUGGUGGUGGUAGGCUUCUUGGUGCAGUGUUCAACCAUUUUUGUACAUAUAUCACUAAGAAAUAUAUAUUUCAUCAUUAACAAAGUAUUAACAAAUUGUAUGCAAUGUAUAAGCACCAUGGCUUUAGUAAUAUUGACUAUGAACAUUUUUAAUAACUGAAUGGGAAACCUGGAAUGAACACAUCUACCUUAGAUUAUACUGGUUUUUUUGGUGCUUGGCUGAUUUUAAGGAGCCUUACAUCUUAUAAAGACCAUUUAAAUGAGUUACAAAUUCAGAAAUCUUGAAUCAAGCUCCUUGGAAUCAGGUUUGGCGCCGAAGAUCGGAAUUUACAGUUUUCAGUUAACUGUAAACUACACUACUGCAUCAGUAUUAGCCUUCUCACAAAGAACUCUGAAAUAAUGAAGGAAAACAUGAAUCUCCAACUCAUUUUAGAAGUGUAUGUAGCUGUUGUGGUUACAUGACCUUGAGCACUAUUGCAUGUAAAUAAAGCUAAAGAAAUCAUA
Molecule: messenger RNA, 4465 nt
Organism: Pygocentrus nattereri (red-bellied piranha)
Lineage: Eukaryota; Metazoa; Chordata; Actinopteri; Characiformes; Serrasalmidae
Gene: boc
Product: BOC cell adhesion associated, oncogene regulated
Exons: 19
Coding region: 285-3407 (1040 amino acids)
Biological process (GO): axon guidance; cell-cell adhesion; nervous system development
Cellular component (GO): plasma membrane; axon
Molecular function (GO): protein binding
Source: RefSeq, a predicted model, not a curated record